Molecule: messenger RNA, 3492 nt
Organism: Cygnus olor (mute swan)
Lineage: Eukaryota; Metazoa; Chordata; Aves; Anseriformes; Anatidae
Gene: PDLIM4
Product: PDZ and LIM domain 4
Exons: 7
Coding region: 113-1102 (329 amino acids)
Biological process (GO): actin cytoskeleton organization; heart development; muscle structure development
Cellular component (GO): adherens junction; stress fiber; filamentous actin
Molecular function (GO): actin binding; muscle alpha-actinin binding
Source: RefSeq, a predicted model, not a curated record
GGCAGGGCCGUCCCGGGGCUGGGCGAAGCUUUAAGGGCUGCGGCGGCGGCACGGAGCGGAGCCGGAGCGCAGCGGCACGGAGCCUGCCCCCGGCGCCACCACCACCACCGCCAUGCCCCACUCGGUGGCCCUGCGCGGUCCCUCGCCAUGGGGCUUCCGCCUGGUGGGCGGCAAGGACUUCAGCACGCCGCUCACCAUCUCCAGGAUUAACCCUGGAAGUAAAGCAGCCCUGGCAAACCUGUGCCCAGGAGACAUUAUUCUGGCAAUUAACGGGGAGAGCACGGAAACCAUGACGCACCUGGAAGCACAAAACAAGAUCAAGGCGUGCACGGACCAGCUGCUGCUCUCUGUGAACAGAGCUGAAGGGAAGACCUGGUCGCCCCCCGUGCUGGAAGAUGGGAAGGCGCAAGCUUACCGGAUCAACAUCGAGCCCGAGCCACAGGAUAACGGCCCCGCGCUGAACAAGCGGCCGAUGCCCCACGCCGCCGGGAGCCCGGUGGACAGCAAGCAGAUGCUGAACCUGCAGUACAACAACCCCACCCGGCUCUACGCCAACAGCAGCGCCGACUCCGCUUUGCCAGCCCAGAUGAGCGGGCUCCACAUCGCUUCUUCCCAAAGCAUCGACCCCGUAAAGUCUCUCCCACGGAACAGAAAUGGGAUUGAUGUGGAGUCAGAUGUCUACAAGAUGCUUCAGGACUAUGAGAAGCCCGUCUCGGAGCCGAAGCAGUCGGGAUCCUUCCGAUACUUGCAGGGCAUGCUGGAGGCUGGGGAGAACGGUGAAAAACUCGACAGACUGAGCAACCCCCGGAACGUCAAGCCUCCGGUGCCGAAGCUCGGCGGUGCCAUGUCUGGAAUGCAGAUGCUCCCCGAGUGCACGAGAUGCGGGAACGGGAUCGUGGGAACCAUCGUCAAAGCUCGGGACAAGCUCUACCACCCCGAGUGCUUCAUGUGCGACGACUGCGGCCUCAACCUGAAGCAGAGGGGGUAUUUCUUCAUCGAGGAGCAGCUCUACUGCGAGACGCACGCCAAGGAAAGAGUUAAGCCCCCCGAGGGCUAUGACGUGGUGGCUGUUUAUCCGAACGCUAAAGUUGAACUUGUCUAAAUCCCGCUCUGCUCCGCAGAGGUCAGACGGCGCUCGCCCACCCACAUGCACGCCGCCGGCUUUGCAAUGUGGCUGUAAUCAACCCCGAUUACUAAAGCCCGAGUAAAAUGCCUUUUCGUAGAUAAAACCGUUUACACUUGGGAUCUCGAGGGGAUGGUGUUGAAAGCGUAUGAACAGGUUUUUCCCUUCUCUUUGACACUCUGCUUUUUGGGUUGCUGUGCCGGGUUAUUAGUCUGUGCCAUAACCUUAUCCCAGAUCUGCAUAAAUAUUGAUUCAUUCCCUACUUUUUUUUUCCUAUAAAACUACUAUACCUCCCCCCCGUCCGAAAAAGCAAGGAAGAUGUUUUAAAAGCUCGAAGAACAUAAGGCACUUUACCAAAAGAAGCUGAUUCCUCUGUCGUGACUUCAGCCUCCUGCCCGUGGAUGACUGCUCUGUGCCUCCCCGCACCGGGCAUCCCACACGGCUUUCCCUGCUCCCAGCCUGGCUGUUCUGUCACCUGGCCACCUCGCAGCACGCGUGGGGGAUGCUGAGGACGGGAUGCUGAGGCAGGAUGCGGAGCCCACCUGGCUGCCCCCACGCUGCUCCUCCUGCCUGAAUUCCCGGCCCCUUUGCUUCCGUCCUCCUGACUCCGACCCAGCUUCGGUUACGCUUCUGUGGUCCUCCCCGUCUGGGUCUGCUCUGACCUUGCAGCUGGGGAGGGGGAAACAAAAUCCCCCUGGGCACUUCAGAGGUAACGUGAGAGCUGUUUGAGCCCACCGUGAGGCCCCGGGGCCGGAGCAAGCUGAUGCAGGUCCGUGCCCAUACCCUGAGACUGUGCUUUUAGCCAGGUUUCUCGUGCGCUUUAUUUUACGGGGGAAAAAAAUAGAGGAUCUUGGGAUGUUGCUUUGUUGGAGGAACGUUUUUAUGUUAGUGUUUAGAGGAGAGAGGUGUAGUUUAGACACCCCGCUGUUAGAUGCCACCACGAUGAUGGAAGCCGUGUGGUUGGUACCAUGAGGUCCUUUCCGAAACACGUUUCUGUGCUUUAUAAAUGGGAAAGUACCUUCUGUACAGGCAAACUGUUUCAUUUUAGUGUCACUCUUUCCCCAUGUAACGGAUCAGCGGGGUUUUGUCAGGGCGUUACAGGGCCAGGCAGAGACCAGGCGCUGCGGUGCCUCGCGGGGGUUCCAGCAGCUCCUUCGGGCACCGGGCUUUGGCCUCAGGACCGUUCCUGGAGGGGUGCAGGGAGCUGGGGCCUGGCAAAAGCAGAAGGCAAGGUGAUUGAGGGAAAAGCAGGACACCAGCAGGACACCAGCAGCACUGGUACUCCAACGGCUGCCAGGCUGCCUUGCAGCAGGGGGGUGCUGCUCCCCCAGCAAGCUUCCCCCCCACCCGAGCACUGCCUUGCAGCCGGAGGGAUGCCGGCAGCAGGACUUCCAUCCCCAGCUCCUUCUCCAUCAGCAUUUUUCAUUAUCGAAGUACAAGGAACACGUGGCAAUUUUAUCACACAGCUGAGCCUUGUUUUCCUUGUACUUGCACAGCCUCGCUCGGUAGGUUGGACCAGCUGAAUGGGAACACUCGGGACAACUGUAAGUGAUUAGGAGACUAACACUAAUCAGGUAUGAAGUGUUAUUGCCCCUCGUCUGCUGGCCUCUGCUUGGAGCUCGUUAGUUUGCGAUCAGCAGCAGCGUUUGUUCUGACUUCCCUUAUUGACCUCGCGUUACGGGCUGGCAGCGCUGCUUCGGUGGUGGUGCUGCACCCUCUGUAGCAGCGGGGCCGUUCUGCGGCUGCACCAUACAUACUGCCCGCAGGUCGCUGCUGCUUCCUCUGCCUCACCCGGACCCAGGACCAGAAAUCCCCCCGGGGCUCUCCCUCGGUGCCGCAGCAGGAAUUGCACACCGGCCGUGUUUCAUCCUGGCACCUUUUGUCCCCAUUCGGUGCCAUCUGCGGCCGCCUUCUCACCCCGCAGGUGCCAGCCGUGCUGUGGCUCCAGCACAGGGAACAGCUUAAAAAUUGACGAGCUGGUUCAGCACCUGUGGGCUCUGAGUGCAGAAACGACAUGGGGAGAGCAGACCUGGGCUUCGCCUGCACCUUUCUUUUAAUUUGGAAAUGCAUUCCCCCAAAUCAGUUUUUCCACACACACUCGUGAUACUCUUUCCUGUGAGUUAUCAGCUCGUGUGAUCCCCCUGAGGAGCUUAAAGCCACCUCACACAGCGAUACCCUGGGGCAGGUUGGUUUCUGGCUCCGUGUCCCGUGGCCGUGCUCUAACAGAUGCCUAAAGGCAGCGACGGCUCCGCCUCGCCCCGCUCACAACAAGGGCCAGCUGCACAAGCCUUACCUGUUAAUUCUAUUUAACUCUGUAAAACGUUUGUAUGAAAUACAAAAUAAAGUUGUAUUGUUGGUUUUAUGCCUCA